Messenger RNA from Motacilla alba alba, 5107 nucleotides. It is a transcript of the gene TMEM132D, whose product is annotated as transmembrane protein 132D. The transcript has 9 exons. Lineage: Eukaryota; Metazoa; Chordata; Aves; Passeriformes; Motacillidae. Bases 735 to 4022 code for a protein of 1095 amino acids. The record is from RefSeq and is a predicted model, not a curated record.
CUCAGCCCGGUACCCCGAGCAGCCCGCGGGAUGCGGCGGGGCCGGCGCGGGCGGGCGGGCCGGGCCGCGGGGGCGGGAGGUGCGCGCCGGCCGCCGCCGCCGGCCCCGGCAGCCCCGGGCUCCGCGCCGGCCGUCACCUUCUCCCCGUGAUCUCCCUCUCGCGCAGAAAGUCAGACAGGUCAAUGAGGAAAUUGAGAACUUGAAAAAGAACGAAAGAGAAAAAGAGCGCGCAACAGCGAGCCCUGCGUGCGUGGAUGAUUCCGGGGCUGAUCAGCAUCGCCUAAAGGAAAACUUUGGUGCGGCCCGGGGCGCCGCCGCGCCGCUCCCCGCGAUGCGGGCGCUGGCCGUGUGAAGCGCAUCCCGCGGCGGGCGGGGGGCAGCGCUGCCCCGAGCCCGGCCCUGCCCAGCGCCCGGCACGGACACGGGGCUGCCGGGCACGGCGCUGCUCGCUCGCCUCGGGCGGCUGCGGCUCCGCGCCGACAUCUGAAUCCGAACUGACUCUGUGGUAUUUAUUGCGGGGAGAGGGGUGCUUUUUCACAGCAUCAUCGGUUCUGAAGAAAGGAGGGAGGAAGGGGGAGGGUUAACGCUAAAGAAGUAAGUCUUCUCUGCGAAGGAAAUCCCUUUUGUGCUUUCCAGAUGACCUUUUCUGAAAAUGUAGCCUCUCCAGCUGAACGGUUUUGAUUUUGUCUACCAAGUGUGUGAAACUGAUCCCUAAGUGCUCCACAAACCGUAGGAUGUGUGCUUCCGGGAUUAGCAAUAUGGGGCAUCUGUUGUCGCCUCUCCUUUUGAGCCUGGCAGCAGUUCUUUCCAAAGUGACUGACAGUCGAGGGAUCCUGGAGAGCAUACAGAGGUUUUCUUUGCUGCCCACUUACUUGCCGGUGACCUAUCGUAUCCACAAUGCCGAUGUUUCCUUCUUUCUUAAGGAAGCCAACCAGGAUAUUAUGAGGAACUCCAGCUUGCAGUCCCGGGUGGAAUCCUUUCUCAUCUACAAAUCCAAGAGUCCGCCCGUGCUGAACGCCAGCUAUGGACCUUUUUCCAUUGAACAACCAGUGCCCCAGGACUUAAUGCUGUCCUCAAAUCCCUUUGGAUCUACUAACAAGUUCUCCUUUAACUGGAAGCUGCAGGCCUACAUCAUGAGCACCAAGAUCUACCUGAGCAAGCCCAGGGUGCAGGUGCUGUUCUACAUCGUGGGCAGGGACUGGGACGAGUACAGCCCCGCGGAGCGGCUGCCCUGCCUGCGCGUGUUCGCCUUCCGCGAGACGCGCGAGGUGCGCGGCAGCUGCCGCCUGCGGGGGGACCUGGGGCUCUGCGUGGCGCAGCUGGAGCUGCUGCCCGGCUGGUUCAACCCCCCCACCGUGGUGGCUGGCCGUAAGAAACAGUUGGAGAGGUCUGAAGGGAGCCCCGUGGAGCUCUACUACUCCAUCCAAGCAGGGGAUGAGAGAGGGGAGUGCGCCAAGGAGGACGUCAGGAAAAGCAACGGGAUCCGGUCAGGGCGCAAUGACAUCGAUGAGUCGGGACCUCCCCUGCAGAGGAUUGGAAGUGUUUUCCUUUACCAGACACAUGCUGCCCCUUCUUUAACUGAAAUGAGACUGGAUAGUAAUAUUGUCAUCCAGUAUGCACCAAAGGCUGUCAAGCAAGGAGACAUUCUGACUUUCCUUGUGUCUGUUGCUAAAAACUCGACAGAAGAUCGGUUCACACUGAGGGCCAAGGUGAAGCGAGGUGUGAACGUUUUCAGCGUGAGGGCCAGCAGCCCGUACCUGUGGGACAUCAGAGAGAGCGGGGAUGCUGCUGGGAAAUACGCCCCAGCCGUUGUGGUUUGCCAGAGGAAAUCUGCUGCUGAGAGCAGUGCGGAGGGUCCCUCCUCUGAAAUCAUGCAGAUUGAUUUUGAAAUUGAAGAGCUGACUGACCUCCCUGAGACCCAGCUCAUCACCUGGCAGGUGGAGUAUCCUGGAGACACCACGUCAGAUCUGGGAAUCUCCAAGAUCUACGUAAGCCAGAAGGACCUGGUAGGAGUGCUCCCUUUGGCCAUGGAAGCAGAGAUCCUGAACACAGCUAUUCUCACUGGGAAGACAGUGGCUGUCCCUGUCAAGGUGGUUUCUGUGGAAGAUGAUGGGACUGUGACAGACCUUGUGGACUCUGUGGAAUGCAGAUCAUCAGACGAAGACGUCAUUAAGGUUUCUGACAGAUGUGACUAUGUCUUUGUCAACGGGAAGGAAAUGAAAGGCAAAGUGAAUGCCGUAGUGAAUUUCACUUACCAGCAUCUGAGUGCCCCUUUAGAGAUGACAGUGUGGAUUCCUCGUCUCCCGCUGCAGAUAGAGGUCUCUGACACAGAGCUAAAUCAGAUCAAGGGGUGGAGAGUCCCCAUCAUCUCUAAUAAGAGGCCGGCCAGGGACAGCGAUGAGGAGGACGAGGACGAGCGCAGGGGCAGGGGCUGCACGCUGCAGUACCAGCACGCCAUGGUCAGGGUGCUGACUCAGUUCGUGGCCGAGCCCCCCGAGCCCGGGGCCCAGCUCAGCUUCCUGCUGGGCUCGGACUGGCAGCUGGACAUCACCCACCUGGUCAGGGACUUCAUGCAGGUGGAGGAGCCCAGGAUCGCCCGGCUGCAGGAUGGGCAGGUCCUGGUUGGGCUGGAGCUGGGCAUGACCACAAUCCAGAUCCUGUCCCCCCUUUCAGAUGCCAUCCUGGCUGAGAAGACAGUGACAGUCCUGGAUGAGAAGGUGACAAUAACUGACCUGGGAGUGCAGCUGGUGACAGGACUGUCCCUCUCUCUGCAGCUCAGCCCGGGGAGCAACAGGGCCAUCUUUGCUACUGCAGUGGCCCAGGAGCUGCUGCAGUCCCCAAAGCAGGAAGCGGCCAUCAGCUGCUGGAUCCAGUUCAGUGAUGGAUCCGUCAUGCCCCUGGAUAUUUAUGACUCCAAAGACUUCUCCUUGUCAGCCACCUCUCUGGAUGAGAAGGUGGUCUCCAUCCACCAUGACCCCAGAUUCAAGUGGCCUGUGAUUGCUGCUGAGACCGAGGGCCAGGGCACGCUGGUGAAGGUGGAGAUGGUGAUCAGCGAGUCGUGCCAGAAAUCCAAAAGGAGGAGCAUCCUGGCUGUGGGGAGCGGCAGCAUCAAGGUCAAGUUUGGGCAGAGCGAUGCCAACCCCAACGCCAGUGACAGCAAGCACAGGGGUGCUGGUGUCCAGCUGGAAAACCACGCCGGUGACCGGCGCCAAAAAAGCACCUGGCAGGAGAGAGGGGGAGGAGAUGGGCACUACUACAGCUCCUCCAUGGGCCACGAGCAGGGCAGGGACACCACCACGCACAGGUCUGUUCUGAGCAGGAAGGAGGACAGAGAGAGCCUCCUGGACGAUGCCAGCCAGAACCUGCCCAUGGACUUCACCAGCUUCCCUGUGCAGGUGGACCUGCCCCGGGACGGCGGGGACACGGAGGACAGCGACCUGCUGCAGACACCCCGGGGGCUCAGCGACCUGGAGAUCGGCAUGUACGCCCUGCUGGGCGUCUUCUGCCUGGCCAUCCUGGUGUUCCUCAUCAACUGCGUCACUUUCGCCCUGAAGUACAGACACAAACAGGUUCCCUUUGAGGAGCAGGAGGGCAUGAGCCACUCUCACGACUGGGUCGGGCUGAGCAACAGGACAGAGCUCCUGGAGAACCACAUCAACUUCUCCUCCCAGCAGGAUGAACGGAUCACAGCCAUUGACAGAGGAGUGGACUACGAGGAGAGCAAAUACCUCCUCAACACAACUGCCACCAAAAAUAUCAACGGACAGUCUUUCAGGUCUCCCGAGUCCACAUUCAGUGAAGGGAAAGAACAGAAAAGUGAACCAACCACUUCUCCUACCUCUAAGAGGAAACGGGUUAAAUUCACCACCUUCACCACCAUCUCCUCUGACGAUGGCUGUCCAACUGUCAACUCAAUCCUUAUGAGUAAUGAGGACGACAUUAAAUGGGUCUGCCAGGACAUGGACCUGGGGGAGUGCAAAGAGCUUAAAAACUACAUGGAGAGGUUACACGAAAACGCGUAAUGAGACACAAAAGACUUUUUUGGUUUGGUUUGUUCGUUUGUUUGUUUUUCACUCACCUUCUGCCUUUAAUUUUGGGUAGUGGGGCAAAAUGUUGUGUUCUAACAAGAAUCAGCUGGUGGAUAAUAACUCAAUGGAGCCCCAAGAAGCCACCCAAAAGCAGCUGGGAGAGCAGAGAUCCUGGACAGCUGUUAAAAUUCAAGUCUUCUCUGUGCUCAGAGAUGGAAGUGAGAGAUGUGUGUGGGUUUUUGAUACACGAUAACAUGAAAAAAAAAAACUUAGAAAAAUAAUACGGUCUCAUUCUCUGUGCUUUCCCAGGAAAUCAAUAAAUAUAACCAACUCCAGUGCAGUUUGGAUAUUACAAAGCUCACACAGCUCUACUGUUCGAUAUUGCAAGCUUUGGUUAAAAGCAAAAGAUUGGUCUCAGAAUAAAUAGAUCCAUGAGAAGAGCGUGUCGUGCAGGCCACGUGCAGAGAAUAUCCAUCCAGCAGCAUUCAUUUAAAGCUGACAAAAACCAACAGUGUGAACGAAGCAGCUCCCAGAGCUCAGAGUCGUGAGUUUCCAAAGAGUCUGGAGGGGAUAAAGGCGUAACUGGGCUGUUUACAAACCAGCAUGUUUGCCUCCCAAGCACUGACACUGGAUACACAGACACAGUUCAAACUGAAACUCUCUUUUUAAGUAGAUGCCAAGGUAAUAAACUUUGCCAGCCGAUUUUCGGUAUUUCUUAAUUUGUAAAAUAGGAGAAGAUAUGAUCUAUACUCAGACUAUCACUCAUACUAAGGAAGGUCUUUUGGAAAGUUUGAGAGAAUGAGCUAUUUUUAAAAGCCCGCUUUGUUUGAUUGUCCUGUUUUGGAUUUGUAUUCCCAGCCCUUUCCCUGGAGCUCCCCAUCUCAGUCAGCCUUGGAAGCUGUGCUCCCUUCCUUCCCUCCCGUGCACACUCACUCCAGGGCUGCUCCUGCCCAGCACAGCCCUGCUGCUACCACGCUGUCCUGGCCUUCCCUGCUGGCCCUUCCCAGAGCUGGCCCUGUCCCUGGGCCCCGUGCCACGUGUGCUGACCUGGCCACCAGCAGCAGCUGCCUCUGGGUCCA